AUGUGACCUUCCUGUGACGAGAUGCACGGACUAAGCCAAUAAUUUAUAAGUAACUCAACUGGUUCGAGUGCCAUGUCAUCACAUCAUGUCAGGUACCGUCUCACUCCAACCCACUGCAAUUCCGAUUAUCGACUUUGCAUGCUUCGGGGAUGGUACUUCCUUGGAAGCGACAGAAAUAGGAAAUCAAUUAGUCAAAGCGUGUCGAGAAGUCGGUUUUGCAUACUUUCGCAACACUGGAAUCCCUCAGGCAGAGGUGGAUUGCAUAUUUGAAUGGAGCAGGAAGCUAUUCUCGCUUCCAAUCGAAACGAAGCUAUUGGCUCCUCACCCUAAGGAGGGAUGGAAACACCGAGGAUAUAGCGGGGUUGGUAGGGAGCAAAUUUCCCAAAUGGUGUUCGACCCGACGCAGCUCGCUGAGAUACGGAAACAAACUCCGGACUUCAAAGAAUCAUUUGACAUUGGGCGUAAUAAUUGCUCACGCAUCUCCAAUGUCUGGCUCCCAGAGGAAGUUCUUCCUGGCUUCAGAGACGCAGCAUCUACUUUCUUUGAUACAUGCCGUCGCUUUCAGAUCGAGAAGUUGUUGCCUGCGUUAUCUUUAGGGCUUAAGCUCCCUGGCGGCGGCGAAUUUUUGGGAAAAUAUCACCAAGAAGCAGAGAAUCAACUGCGAUUGUUGCAUUAUCCAGCUGCGCCAGCAGAGUUAUUCGCAUGCGGUGCGAAAGGCAGAAUCGGUGCGCACACGGAUUAUGCAAUGGGCACGAUUUUGUUCCAAGAUGAUGUUGGGGGACUCGAAGUUGAGAGCCCUUACGGUUCAGGAAAUUUCAUUGCUGCGUCACCCAUCCCGGGAACUGUUGUUUUCAAUAUAGGGGACUUCUUGAUGCGGUGGUCAAACGACACACUCAAAUCAACAUUGCACCGCGUGCGUGCGCCCACGAAUGAUGGCAAGUUGGGAGUGGUCAAAGAGCGCUUCUCGAUUCCAUAUUUUAUGUCUUCUGACAGAGAUCUUUUGAUUGACUGCCUCCCUGGCUGUUGGGACAAAGACAGGCCGAAGAAGUACGAUCCUGUGACAGCAGGGGCGUAUAUUGACAUGCGGCUUGAUGCUACGUAUUAAUGAUUUCCCCAACAUGAAACGAUUCUGAAUGUUGAAUGGAUGGUGAAGGUCUUCCCUGGCCCGGACCUUUUACUUCUUGUUCUGAUGUUGUCAUAUCGUCUAUACCUUCCGGUGACAUAUCAGGGGUUUCAACAUUUUAUUUCUUGCAAGAUUUCAAUUUAAAGCAAAUCUGGAACUGAUUAGAGCAUUCGAAACCUAGCCUAGAGCGUCCGGAGCACUCUAGAAAGUAAUUCCACUGGCGGCAAAAUGUCAGUUUCCCCGCUGUGUGAUACGCAGGUUAUCUUCUCGCUCAUCAUUGCAAUAUGCUGGUGCGCUGCAAUUAUCUAAUUAAUCUCCGUC
Molecule: messenger RNA, 1444 nt
Organism: Suillus bovinus
Lineage: Eukaryota; Fungi; Basidiomycota; Agaricomycetes; Boletales; Suillaceae
Product: flavonol synthase/flavanone 3-hydroxylase
Exons: 8
Coding region: 86-1105 (339 amino acids)
Molecular function (GO): dioxygenase activity
Source: RefSeq, a predicted model, not a curated record